Messenger RNA from Engraulis encrasicolus (European anchovy), 1680 nucleotides. It is a transcript of the gene slc22a21, whose product is annotated as solute carrier family 22 member 21. The record is from RefSeq and is a predicted model, not a curated record. Lineage: Eukaryota; Metazoa; Chordata; Actinopteri; Clupeiformes; Engraulidae. The transcript has 10 exons. Gene Ontology annotation, cellular component: membrane. The coding region runs from base 1 to 1680 and encodes 559 amino acids. Gene Ontology annotation, molecular function: quaternary ammonium group transmembrane transporter activity. Gene Ontology annotation, biological process: transmembrane transport; quaternary ammonium group transport.
AUGCAAGGAGCCGACUAUGAUGAUCGGACCUCCUUCCUGGGGGACUGGGGACCGUUUCAACAGAUAGUCUUCUUUCUCUUGUGCUGCAGCACUAUACCAAAUGGCUUUACAGGUCUGUCCAUUGUUUUUGUGGGUGACACACCACCUCACCACUGCCAUAUCCCCGCACACCACAACAUCACAGCCCGAUGGAGAAACGUGAGUAUUCCCUGGGAAGGGCAGGUGCGUGGCAGUGGAACUGUGCGGCUCAGUAGAUGCACCAGAUACAACAUUGAUGCGAUUAAAAAUUACUCCGACAAAGGUUAUGAGCCAUGGAUAGACGUUAACGUUUCAGAGAUACCACUAGAAGUCUGCAAAGAUGGAUGGGUGUACGACCAACAGCAAUACACAUCUACUAUAGUAUCUGAGUGGAAUCUGGUGUGUGGUGAUGACUGGAAAAGCCCCAUGACAUCCUCAAUAUUCUUCGUUGGAGUCCUGGCAGGGUCCUUUGUAUCUGGUCAGAUGUCUGACAGGUUCGGAAGGAAGGUGGUACUCUUCACAACGAUGGCGGUCCAGACCAUUUUUACCCUCAUUCAGAUCUUCUCCACAUCUUGGCUUUGGUUCUGUGCCCUGUAUUUCAUUGUUGGCAUGGGACAAAUAUCCAACUAUGUAGCUGCAUUUAUUUUAGGGAUGGAGAUCCUGAGCCCGUCGGUGCGAGUGCUGUAUGGUACUCUGGGCGUGUGUCUGUUCUUCGCUCUGGGCUACAUGCUGUUGCCUCUGAUGGCCUACGCCAUACGAGACUGGAGGAUGCUGCAGCUCGCUCUCACGCUACCCGGCUUCCUCUAUGUGCCUCUCUGGUGGUUCAUCCCCGAGUCUCCCCGAUGGCUCCUGUCCCAGGGCAGGGUGGAGGAGGCGGAGGCCAUCGUGAGGGAGGCGGCACGUAGGAACAAGGUCCCGGCCCCAGAAGUCAUCUUCCAGCGCCCUCAGCAAGGCGGCCCGGCUGAAAAAAUGCAGUCCCACAACAUCUGCGAUCUGGUGCGGUCACACAACAUCCGCUGCGUAACGGUCGUGCUGUGCCUGGUCUGGAUCACCCUGUCAAUUGGCUACUUCGCCUUGUCCCUGAACACAGGGAACCUGAGUGGUGACUCCUACCUGAACUGCUUCCUGUCUGCGGCCAUAGAGCUUCCUGCGUACCUGAUCGCCUGGCUGAUGUACCGCUGGUGGCCCCGACGCAUCUGCCUCUUCUCCACGCUGGUCCAGGGAGGGGCCGUGCUGCUGCUCAUCAGCCUCAUACCACAACACAUGAGCAGCAUUGCCAUUGCUCUGGAGAUGAUGGGCAAGUUUGGCGUGACGGCGGCGUUCGCCAUUGUGUACGCGGUGACGGCGGAGCUGUACCCUACGGUGCUGAGGAACACGGCUCUGGGCACCUGCUCCAUGGCAUCACGAGUAGGCAGCAUCUCCGCACCCUACUUCGUCUACCUGGGAGGUGUGAGCAAGUCCCUGCCUUACCUACUGGUGGGUGGCCUGAGCGUGCUGUCUGGGCUGUUGAGCCUUCUGCUGCCGGAGAGCCAGGGGAAGCCCCUUCCCGAGAGCAUCCACCACAUGCAGACAGUACCCUGCUGCAAGGGAGGCGAAAGCAGGAAAGCCUACAACCUCACCAGUGCUAAAGGAGAUGAGGACCGUCUGGAAGAGGCCGUGUGA